AUGAAUUUUUAUAAUAAAUUUGACUUUCUAAAAACUAUCAAUCAAAAUUUUCAAAAUAGAUGCUCCAUAUUUUGAAGUUAUUAUUUUGACAAAAAAUAUAAAUCAUCAAAAAGAGUGAAAUUGUCUGGAUUAGAGACUAAAUGUGUGUGAAAAAGAAAGUUACGCUUGAGCUGGAAAGCAUUAUCAAUGCUUAGAUUUUGAAAACGAGAUAAACGAAGAAAUGAUAUCGAAAGUCAAUAG
Molecule: messenger RNA, 240 nt
Organism: Blepharisma stoltei
Lineage: Eukaryota; Ciliophora; Heterotrichea; Heterotrichida; Blepharismidae
Source: the annotation of a GenBank genome assembly